Molecule: messenger RNA, 1113 nt
Organism: Leptidea sinapis
Lineage: Eukaryota; Metazoa; Arthropoda; Insecta; Lepidoptera; Pieridae
Product: phosphate carrier protein, mitochondrial-like
Exons: 1
Coding region: 136-1077 (313 amino acids)
Biological process (GO): mitochondrial phosphate ion transmembrane transport
Cellular component (GO): mitochondrial inner membrane
Molecular function (GO): phosphate transmembrane transporter activity
Source: RefSeq, a predicted model, not a curated record
AUGUCAAAAUAGAGUAAAAUCCUGUCACCAAUAAUAACAUCAGACAGAACAAAAUCAUGGAUACAAAUUAAUAGAAUUCGCUAAUGAUCGAUUCAGGCACGUUGUUGCGUUUUGUGUAAAAUAUAAGUGGUUAAAAUGUCAAAAGAAGAAGAUGUAUCUUGUGAGAUGUUCAGUAACAAAUACUUUCUCCUGUGCGCGGGAGGCGGCGCAGUGGCAUGUGGCACCACGCACACCUUCGUCACGCCGCUAGACCUGGUCAAGUGUCGCCUCCAGGUGGAUCCUGCCAAGUACAAAUCCAUCUUCACGGGCUUCGGCGUCUCUUUCAGGGAAGGUGGCCUCGCUAAUCUAGUCAAAGGCUGGGCUCCUACUCUGAUCGGCUACACAUUGCAAGGAGCUGCAAAAUUUUCUGGCUAUGAAUACUUUAAAUAUAAAUUCGCUACAAUGGUCGACGAGGAAUCUGCUUAUUUGUACCGAACCUAUUUAUACUUGGCUGCUGCAGCUUCAGCGGAAUUAGUGGCUGAUGUAUUUCUAGCUCCUUUCGAAGCAACAAAGGUAAGAAUGCAAACAACUCCAGGCUACACAUCGCAAAUGAGAGUUGCAAUGCCUCACAUGAUGUCGACAGAGGGAUUUGGUGUGUUCUAUAAGGGCCUCACUCCGCUAUGGGGUCGACAGGUCCCAUACACGAUGAUGAAGUUCUCGUCUUUCGAAAAGACUCUAGAGUAUCUUUAUGAGAAUGUCGUGCCAAAGCCGAGAGAACAGUGCACGAAAGGAGAACAGCUUAUAGUGACGUUUUCAGCAGGUUAUAUAGCCGGUGUGCUCUGUGCCAUAGUAUCCCAUCCAUCUGAUACCAUAGUCUCCAAGUUGAACAAGGAUCCGAGCGCCACUAUCGGAGGCAUCAUCGGGGAGGUGGGAAUGAUGGGUAUAUGGCGGGGCUUGGUCGCUCGUAUCAUCAUGAUCGGAACGCUGACAGGACUACAAUGGUUUGUGUAUGACGCGUUCAAGGUUUACACAAGAAUGCCUCGUCCUCCACCAGCCCCAAUGCCGGAAUCACUCAGAAAGAAGCUUGCAAAAAAAUGAAAUAAUGUGGUUGUUAAUAUAUAUUACUUAAAAGUA